AUGGCAUUGUCCCGGUCUGUUCCCUUCUCGGCCACAGAGCUUCUCCUGGCCUCUGUCAUCUUCUGCCUGGUAUUCUGGGUGCUCAAGGGUUCGAGGCCUCAGGUCCCCAAAGGCCUGAAAAGUCCACCAGAGCCAUGGGGCUGGCCCUUGCUCGGGCAUGUGCUGACCCUGAGGAAGAACCCACACCUGGCACUGUCAAAGAUGAGCCAGCGCUACGGGGACGUGCUGCAGAUCCGCAUUGGCUCCACGCCUGUGCUGGUGCUGAGCGGCCUGGACACCAUCCGGCAGGCCCUGGUGCGGCAGGGCGACGAUUUUAAGGGCCGGCCUGACCUCUACAGCUCCACCUUCAUCACUGAUGGCCACAGCAUAUCCUUCAGCCCAGACUCUGGACCGGUGUGGGCUGCCCGCCGGCGCCUGGCCCAGAACGCCCUCAACGCCUUCUCCAUUGCCUCUGACCCAGCCUCCUCAUCCUCCUGCUACCUGGAAGAGCAUGUGAGCAAGGAGGCUGAGGCCCUGAUCAGCAGGUUGCAGGAGCUGAUGGCAGGGCCUGGGCACUUCGACACUUACAAUCAGGUGGUGGUGUCAGUGGCCAAUGUCAUCGGUGCCAUGUGCUUCGGACAGCACUUCCCCGAGAGCAGCGACGAGAUGCUCAGCCUCUUGAAGAACACUCAUGAGUUCGUGGAGGUUGCCUCCUCCGGGAACCCCGUGGACUUCUUCCCCAUCCUUCGCUACCUGCCUAACCCUGCCCUGCAGAGGUUCAAGGCCUUCAACCAGAGGUUCCUGCGGUUCUUGCAGAAAACAGUCCAGGAGCACUAUCAGGACUUUGACAAGAACAGUGUCCAGGACAUCACGGGUGCCCUGUUCAAGUACAGCAAGAAGGGGCCUAGAGCCAGCGGCGACCUCAUCCCCCAGGAGAAGAUUGUCAACCUUGUCAAUGACAUCUUUGGAGCAGGAUUUGACACAGUCACAACAGCCAUCUCCUGGAGCCUCAUGUACCUUGUGACCAAGCCUGAGAUACAGAGGAAGAUCCAGAAGGAGCUGGACACUGUGAUUGGCAGGGGGCGGCGGCCCCGGCUCUCUGACAGACCCCAGCUGCCCUACUUGGAGGCCUUCAUCCUGGAGACCUUCCGACACUCCUCCUUCUUGCCCUUCACCAUCCCCCACAGCACAACAAGGGACACAACGCUGAAUGGCUUCUACAUCCCCAAGGAAUGCUGUGUCUUCGUAAACCAGUGGCAGGUCAACCAUGACCCGGAGCUGUGGGAGGACCCGUCUGAGUUCCGGCCCGAGCGGUUCCUCACCGCAGAUGGCACCGCCAUUUACAAGCCCUUGAGUGAGAAGAUGAUGCUGUUUGGCAUGGGCAAGCGCCGGUGUAUCGGGGAGGUCCUGGCCAAGUGGGAGGUCUUCCUCUUCCUGGCCAUCCUGCUACAGCAACUGGAGUUCAGCGUGCCGCCGGGCGUGAAAGUCGACCUGACCCCCAUCUACGGGCUGACCAUGAAGCACGCCCGCUGUGAACACGUCCAGGCGCGGCUGCGCUUCUCCAUCAAGUGA
Messenger RNA from Symphalangus syndactylus (siamang), 1551 nucleotides. RefSeq names its product cytochrome P450 family 1 subfamily A member 2 (gene CYP1A2). The record is from RefSeq and is a predicted model, not a curated record. Gene Ontology annotation, molecular function: heme binding; oxidoreductase activity, acting on paired donors, with incorporation or reduction of molecular oxygen, reduced flavin or flavoprotein as one donor, and incorporation of one atom of oxygen; iron ion binding. Gene Ontology annotation, biological process: hormone biosynthetic process; progesterone metabolic process. Lineage: Eukaryota; Metazoa; Chordata; Mammalia; Primates; Hylobatidae.